AUGCUCGUCCUCCCCGCGGCGGGUCUCGCGCUCCUCGCCGCGCUGCCGCUGCGAGCGGCGGCCAGCUCGCGCUCGAUUCAGGCCGACAACACGAGUCUGGUCACGAACGGGAGCUGGGUCAACGACGGCUCGGAUAUCUUCGGCGAGCGCCAGCUCUCGACCAACCAGACCGGCGCCUCCGUUGCGCUCAUCUUCACAGGCGAGUCACACAGUCGCUUGCAGGUACAGGUCUUCGCCGCGCUGCCCCAGGGCUCCGCGACGGCUACGAACGUCUCGUUCGCCAUCGACGGCGGCAAGCCCACGUUCUGGAUCGUCUCCACGAACGACGACAUCCAGGCGGACAACAACGUCCUCGCGUUCAACUCGACCACGCUCAACCCUGGCGCGCACCGGAUCGUCGCGACCAACUUCGGCGCCGCGUUCCACCUCGUGUCGCUCAACAUCACCACCUCGCUCGUCCGUGCCGUCUCCCUCACGCUCAUCUCGGGCACAAACACGACUCCCGACAGCUCCGACAGCUCCGACUCCUCCGACUCGAGCACGGACCCUGCGCUGUCGGGCUCGGGCGGCGGCGGCAUCCUGCACAACAAGACGGCGUCGAUAUACCUCUUCACCUUCGUCGGCGUCGCGAUCCUGCUCGUCGCGAUCGCCAGCGCGUGCUUCGUCUCCCACCGCCGGCGGAAGCGCCGCGCGGCCGCGGCCGGGCCCGUGGACGGCGCGGGUAAGAACUGGGUCAUGGAGCACUAUCUCGGCCUGAACAAGGUCAAGGCGUCGCACAUCGCCGUCGUUGAGGCUCCUGCUGCUGCGAAGAGGCCGUCGCGACAGGGGUCCCGCGGCCAGGACAUCGAGAUGGGGACGGGCGUCGCGACUUCGCUGUCCAAGUCGUCGCGCGCGAGGGCACAGUUGUCGCCGGAAGACAACGCGCCCGCGGUGGAGGCGGGAUCGAUCGAGGACGGGUCGCAGGAGGAUCUCGUGCCGCACUCAAAAGGUGUGAGGUAG
Molecule: messenger RNA, 999 nt
Organism: Epithele typhae
Lineage: Eukaryota; Fungi; Basidiomycota; Agaricomycetes; Polyporales; Epitheliaceae
Exons: 4
Coding region: 1-999 (332 amino acids)
Source: RefSeq, a predicted model, not a curated record